AUGACCUCAGCUCUCCCGAAACCGGUAAAUAACAUCUUGGGCGCAAUUGGCAACACCCCGGUAGUGCGCCUCAAUAAUGUCGUUCCAAAGGAAGCUGCAGAAGUCUUCGUCAAACUGGAAUGCCUUAACCCUACCGGAAGCUACAAAGAUCGUAUGGCUAGGUCGAUGAUAGAAGAGGCAGAACGACGAGGAGACUUGAAAGCCGGCAUGACCAUCGUUGAAGCCACUGGUGGUAGUACAGGGGCAUCACUGGCUCUUGUCUCUGCUAUUAAGGGAUAUCGCUUUUUAGUUGUAUGCUCAGAUGCCUUUUCAGUUGAGAAGUUGCGUACAAUCGCUGCCCUUGGAGCGGAAGUCGAUAUCGUACCCAGCGCAGGCGGCAAAGUCACCGCCGAUCUCAUUCCAUCUUUAAGACGCCGUGCGGAGGAACUCAGCAAGGCGGAUGGGUAUUAUUAUACCAACCAAUUCCACAACAACGACGCUCUUGUUGGCUAUGGGGAGAUUGGAUAUGAACUUGUUGAACAGUUCAGCGAUGGCAUCGACGCCUUCUGUGGUGCUGUCGGUACCGCAGGCAUGGCCACAGGAGUAGCAGGUGUUUUACGAGCAAAGCAGCCUUCCGCAAAAAUAGUAGUGUUGGAGCCUGCUGAAUCACCUCUGCUCACCAAGGGCGAGAAGGGAAGCCACACAGUUGAGGGUAUCGGCUCUGGAUUUAUUCCGCCGCACCUGGAUCAGCGAUUGUACGAUGAAGCUCGUGCUAUUCCUGAAGCAGAGGCUCGAGAUAUGUGUCGCCGCCUUGCGAAAGAAGAAGGACUGCUAGUGGGAACUUCAACUGGGAUCAAUAUUGUUGCCGCGAUACAGCUAGCCAAGGAGCUUGGACCUGGGAAAAGGGUAGUUACUGUGGCGGUUGAUACUGGUCUCAAGUAUCUCAAUGGCACGCUUUUUGCAGACCACUAG
This is a messenger RNA of Trichoderma virens Gv29-8, 951 nucleotides long. RefSeq lists its product as uncharacterized. The coding region runs from base 1 to 951 and encodes 316 amino acids. Gene Ontology annotation, cellular component: cytoplasm. The record is from RefSeq and is a predicted model, not a curated record. The transcript has a single exon. Gene Ontology annotation, biological process: L-cysteine biosynthetic process. NCBI's taxonomy places the organism in Eukaryota, Fungi, Ascomycota, Sordariomycetes, Hypocreales, Hypocreaceae.